AGCGAGGCGGGCCACGGGCCCCGCACCCCUGGCCGGUCCGUGCUCUCCCCGUGGGGAGGGGUGCAGGCUGCCAGGAAAGAUGCCGCUGCUGUGUGACUGCUGCUGCUGUUAAUGCAGAUAAGUGGAUAUGCAGGGGCAUGGAAGAAGUCGUGACCUUCCAUGACCAACCCAGAGAGGCCCAGGUUGGGAAAGUGCUUCAUUAUUUGUGGAGGAGAGUACGUUAACCUUCUCCUCUUUAUCCCUUGCAAUUAAAGUAAACAAGGUAUUUGAAAAGAAAAUGCUGUUCAUUAGGAUGCUGAGGCGACUGGGGCAGAGCCCAGCCUGUGGCUGUUGGACACCUGUCCUGCCGGUCCGCUUUCUGGGCAUCUCCCCUCGGCAAAUUCCAGCAGAUGCUAACUUCCACUCUGCGUCUUUCUCUGACACAGACCAUCCACGAGUCUUAAUUACAGGGGGUCUUGGCCAGCUGGGAGUGGGGCUUGCUAAUCUUUUGAGGAAACGAUUUGGAAAGGACAAUGUGAUUUUGUCUGACAUAAGGAAACCCCCCGAUCAUGUCUUUCACAGUGGUCCGUUCAUUUAUUCUGAUAUCUUGGAUUAUAAGAAUCUUCGGGAGAUCGUGGUAAACAACCGCAUCACCUGGUUGUUUCAUUACAGCGCUUUGCUCAGCGCCAUUGGAGAAGCAAAUGUUUCCCUGGCGAGAGCAGUGAAUAUAACUGGCCUGCAUAAUAUCCUGGACGUUGCUGCGGAACACAAUCUGCGAUUGUUUGUGCCUAGCACGAUCGGGGCUUUUGGACCCACCUCUCCCCGGAAUCCAACCCCCGAUCUCUGUAUUCAGAGACCCAGGACCAUCUACGGGGUGUCCAAGGUCCACGCGGAGCUCAUGGGAGAAUAUUAUCAUUACCGGUAUGGGUUAGAUUUCCGAUGCCUGAGAUAUCCUGGAAUCAUUUCAGCUGACUCCCAGCCUGGAGGAGGAACAACUGACUAUGCAGUCCAGAUUUUCCAUGAUGCCACAAAGCAUGGCAAAUUCGAGUGCAACCUGGAAGCCCGCACGAGGCUGCCCAUGAUGUACAUUGACGACUGCCUCAGGGCCACCCUGGAGGUCAUGGAGGCCCCAGCCGAGUCCCUUUCCAUGAGGACCUACAAUGUCAGCGCCAUGAGCUUCACACCUGAGGAGCUGGCCCAGGAGGUCCUCAAGCACGUGCCGGAAUUCCAGAUCACAUACAACGUGGAUGCCGUUCGGCAGGCCAUAGCGGAUAGUUGGCCGAUGAACUUUGAUGACAGCAAUGCUCGGAAGGACUGGGGGUGGAAACAUGAUUUUGAUCUUCCAGAGUUGGUGACUGCCAUGUUGAACUUCCAUGGUUCUGAAACCAGAGUUGCCCAAGCCAACUGAAAGAAUAUGGAAGAGGAGCUCCUGUGUCCUGGUCCACUGUCAAAGGAGAACUGUCACAACUCCAAGGUUAUAGACUCCAAGGAGCCUACAUUAUUUGGAACUGACUAAUUGGACUAAAUUUUGGCAGCUCAUAUUGAACUGCUAGACAAAGAAUGGAGUUAACAUUUAAGCAUUUUCAGAAUGUUGUAGGUAUGGUGGUGGGACUUUUCAGUUUUUGCUGUUUGCCUGAACUUGUCUAAAUACAUUCCACAGAAUAAGGCUUAAGUCAUCAUUACUUUCCAUUUCCUUAAUUAGGAUGAAGUGACCGUUUCUGGGAAGGUGGGAGUAUGUGACAUUUGUAUUUAAUUAAAUUCAAUUUAAAUAUUC
Pongo pygmaeus (Bornean orangutan) is the source of this 1753-nucleotide messenger RNA. RefSeq names its product L-threonine 3-dehydrogenase, mitochondrial. Gene Ontology annotation, biological process: L-threonine catabolic process. Gene Ontology annotation, molecular function: L-threonine 3-dehydrogenase activity. Bases 278 to 1387 code for a protein of 369 amino acids. The record is from RefSeq and is a predicted model, not a curated record. NCBI's taxonomy places the organism in Eukaryota, Metazoa, Chordata, Mammalia, Primates, Hominidae. The transcript has 10 exons.